UUUGUUUUUUGAAUAGAUUAAUUGGACACCAUACACGCCCGACAUUAUGGCAUCGCUUCCUGUUAGAUGUCAGAGUGGUCAAGCGGUUUGGACUUACGUGGGUCCAUUGAUUUGUUUCCAUCUGGUCGAGAAACAUCAACCAGAUCGUGUAUUGCGACAGUUUAAUAUGUUGCAAACGCCACCAGCGAUUAGCUACACAGAUCAAAGGUUGCAUCAAAUAGAUUUAAGGGGUAAACAUGAUCAAGAUUGGCGUCGGAUUCAUGCGGAACAUAUCGGAGUGUGGAAUUCGCGAUAUGAUUUUCGGGUUGAAGCACCCACUACAAGCGAACCGACGGUAUCAGAGAACUAUUUUGUUUGGUAUAGGUCGAUUACCAGACGCUUUAUCACCCAAGAGGGCGCUUUCUAUCAUUGCAUGUAUGAUUUUGUUGACGAAGUACAAACUUUCUCCGUGGAACACGAUAUAGAAGCUUUAGGGCAAAUAUGUGAUAGAACCACAGAGCGCGUAGAUCACAUUAUUCAACAGACUCGACGACUUACUGUUGCUGACACAGAUCGUAGACGCAUGCGACGUAGACGACGACGGCAAGGCGAUGAUGUCGUAGAGGGUGAUGAGGAUAAUUAAAAGUUUGUAAAUUAAUUUUGAAUUCUUGUUAAUUUCAAUUAAAAAUGUAUAAGACAUUGUUAA
Molecule: messenger RNA, 685 nt
Organism: Cucumis melo (muskmelon)
Lineage: Eukaryota; Viridiplantae; Streptophyta; Magnoliopsida; Cucurbitales; Cucurbitaceae
Product: serine/threonine-protein phosphatase 7 long form homolog
Exons: 2
Coding region: 47-622 (191 amino acids)
Source: RefSeq, a predicted model, not a curated record